This is a messenger RNA of Mesorhabditis belari, 849 nucleotides long. Lineage: Eukaryota; Metazoa; Nematoda; Chromadorea; Rhabditida; Rhabditidae. The record is from the annotation of a GenBank genome assembly.
AUGAAUCAGAGUUUGACGAGAUUUUUCACCGAUACAUUUUUUCUCAUCUGCAUUCUAUACGCUACGAACAUCAAAGCUCAAUUUCGCUUUUCACCAUCCGAUCGAUCGAACGAGAAAAAUCCAACACUGACAUAUUCUUCAUCUGACGGGCGUCAAACGGUUCCCCGUGGAGUCUUUCACUACAGUAACAUUGAGAACAAUUUUGGAGCCAACUACAAGCUUCCCUCCACCGAACAAAUAAAUCCUCUCCAAAUGAUUUCUGAUUUGAUGAACACAGCUGUGAAUGCCGAACAAAAAACGAAACAACUUUCCGGGGCUUAUCUUCCAAUGCCUUUUGGAUUGAGUCCCCUCAAUUUACAGAUCUCACAAGAUGGCUCAACGGGAAUCUCGUCAAGAAAGAGUACUCAAAAAGUUGAUGAACAGAAACCAUCAACAUCAGCCAUUGAUAACAACCCACAAAUAAGACGACUCUUCUUGAAUGCGAGAACGGUGUGUUUGCAUGAAGGGAAAAGUGAAUGUGAUGCGGCUCUCGAACACUAUGAGAGAGCCCGUUUGGGGAAAUCUCCAUUGGAUACAAGGCUUAACUCUCAAAGAGCUUCUCCCGAUGAUCCUGUUGAUUAUGUCCAGACAGAGAUGGCAAAAUGGUUACUGCCGAGUCUGCGAGAUCGAUUGGAAACAAUAAAAACUGAAGAAAGUACAUCAAGAUCAUCAAGAAAACGAAAAAGCCAGGAAAGUGAUGAAGUUGUAGAAGGUAAAUCAUUGGAAAGAAAUGUUGAGAGAAAAACGAGAAGAAAUCCAUUUGGAAACAUUCAAUGGAACUCUCCAAACUCUCCCCGAAUUCAUCGAUUA